Molecule: messenger RNA, 509 nt
Organism: Sorex araneus (European shrew)
Lineage: Eukaryota; Metazoa; Chordata; Mammalia; Eulipotyphla; Soricidae
Product: 60S ribosomal protein L21-like
Exons: 1
Coding region: 27-509 (160 amino acids)
Biological process (GO): translation
Cellular component (GO): cytosolic large ribosomal subunit; ribosome
Molecular function (GO): structural constituent of ribosome
Source: RefSeq, a predicted model, not a curated record
CCGCCAGCGCCCAGUAAAUCGCCAAAAUGACCAACACAAAGGGAAAGCGGAGGGGGACUUGCUAUAUGUUCUCUAGACCUUUCAGAAAACAUGGAGUUGUUCCUUUGGCCACAUACAUGCGUAUAUACAAGAAAGGUGAUAUCGUAGACAUAAAGGGAAUGGGCACAGUCCAAAAAGGAAUGCCCCACAAGUGUUAUCAUGGCAAAACUGGAAGAGUCUACAAUGUUACCCAGCAUGCUGUUGGCAUUGUCGUUAACAAACAAGUCAAGGGCAAGAUUCUUGCCAAGAGAAUUAAUGUCCGCAUUGAGCAUAUUAAGCACUCUAAGAGUCAAGACAGCUUCCUGAAACGGGUGAAGGAAAAUGAUCAAAAAAAGAAGGAAGCCAAAGAGAAAGGGACUUGGGUUCAACUGAAGCGCCAGCCUGCUCCACCCAGAGAAGCCCACUUUGUAAGAACCAAUGGAAAGGAACCUGAGCUGCUGGAGCACAUCCCCUGUGAAUUCAUGGCAUGA